GUAUUUCUCAGCAGUAAAUGCUUGUGUUAUUGAUUUUUCUUUACAUCUAAUGCUUUGCAAGUAAACAGCAUAUCGUCCCUCAAUACCAUUUGCUUGUUUCAUGAUAUUUUGAAUUUUGUUCGAAGCGGAAAAAUCUCAUAGAUCAAAAUUCAGCACAAUAAAUUUUAUCAAUACAAUUAACAAACUAAUACAAUUAACAAAGGAAGGAUAAUUUUUGGCGUGUUAUGUGACCCUCAAUGAAACCGGACGACUGAUCACAAUAAAACGAAGAACAAAUGACGGGAAGCUUUAGAGUACAGCUAGUCAAUAUGGGCACCAGAGGAGCGGCAUUUCAAGCGAAAUUGCGUUGCUUGCACGAAUACCACGUUCGUCUUCUCAGCAAUCAAAUUCCUGUACCAUUAGGAUCCGAUAUAGGAAAUACAAUAAAAUAUUUCUCGCAAACAUUGCUCACCGUUCUAAAAGAUGUGCCAUGUUCGCCACUAGAAAUGAUCAAAGAUCCAAAACAGGAUCGAGCACGAAUGGCCAGCUACCCGAAUCUUGAAUAUCAAAACCUAUACAAUGCUCUUGCUAUGCUUCUAGACGUUGCUUCAAAUAUUCAGAAUGGACUUUAUUUAUUCGGCAAAGCGUUUUUGCAGAGCCUUGGCUGUAUUUUACCGUUUCUAGAUAAGGAUCUCAUUGAUAAUCUUCCUUACCUCGCAGCGUCUAGUAUGUCCGUAUUGCCAUCUUCCCUUCAUCAGGAUAUAAUAAAUUAUUUAUGUUAUUACAUACUCCCAUUCACAAUUACACGCCAGAGCAAUGAUGAUCAGGAAUGUCACGCAUGUCAAUCAGUAUCUGCCGUUAUUAUGCUAGUGUUUCAAUACUCUAGUAAUCCUGCCCAUCAUUGUCAAUUGCUGGAGUCCUUAAUGAGAUUAAAACAUAAUGUUGUAAAAGAUUUGCUAUGUGUGAUUGCAUAUGGAACAUCAACGAGUCGCGCCUCAGCUGCAAAAUUAUUGUUUUAUUAUUGGCCUGCCUUUGAUCCAAAUUUAUUCGAUCGAAGGGGGCUUUUAUGCAAGUUUAGCAACAAUUUGAUUCCUUUUGUGUGUCAACGGGAGUCUUGUCCAAAUUCUGGUAAUGCGGAAGCCGUAAAAGUGUGCUAUAAUCAUUGCAUUAGCGUAUUGUAUGCUGUUGAUUCUCCACCGCCGCUGUAUUUGUGCAUAGAAUGCGCUAAUGAGAUACAUAGAGAUCAUCCAGACCUUUCAUUUGGAGAUAUUCUGCAUCCUAUGCAACAAGUGUCCAUGAUAUGUGAAAACAAAAAUUGCAGAUCCACUGACAAAUCAGCAAUCUCUAUAUGUUUUUCAAGUGAAUGUGCUAGUUAUAAUGGUAACCAUCCGAUCAGAUAUUGCGCCCAAUGUCAUGGCAAUCGUCACAAUAACAGACGUGGUAUAGACCAUAUUGUUCACCGAAGUCUACCACCUAUGAUGAUUAUGGAUGCUGAAAUGCAAACAUAUAUGGUCGAAGCAGUCAUUAGUCUACUUAGAGAGGCCAAACCACUAAAUUUAGAUUUUGGUAGAGAAUUGUCCAGUACUUCCAAAACAAUAAGCAAUGGCACUCAAGACAUGUUAACACUUGAAGAUCGUCAAUUGCUAGGUCGUUAUGGAAUAUGGUUACUAGUAGGUAGAUGUAAGCCGACAGGGGAUACUCCAGUUGAAAUUCUUGGUCGUUUAUUAUCUAUGCUAUUCCAUUGGUUUCAUGUCACAGCAUAUUCGUACAAUGGUCAAAUAGAAAGUACUCUUGAAAAACUAAAACUCGAUCACGUUUGUGAAUGGCUUAAAGAUGUUUGUAAAAGUCAUUAUAAGGAAUUCAUUGAUUGUUUACUGCCUCAUCCACCAGAGUAUGCCAGAGUGGGAGGGCAUUGGGAUUCUCUAGCAUCUCGAACAUCGCAUUUGAAAGAAGGUUUACAAAGAUUAAUUUGCCUAAUUCCAUACGAGAUUAUAACCGAAAAAAUUUGGAAUACAAUUAUGCCCCAUUGGAUGGAAGCAGUGACUAAUGACGUACCCGAAAAAGAACUGCCUGAAUUAAAAGUUGUACUUAAAAAGAUACUAGAUCCCGAAAUGUCACCUUUAGGGUUAAAUGCAGAGGCAAUGUACAGUUUUGUUUCGAUUCGCUUCGAAAAGACAACCGCAAAAGUGCAGCAACAAGCUUUGCACUGGUUACAAAAUUUAACUAAACUAGAGAUUUUGGUUCCGUUACCACAAUUAUUUUUAAUGUUUGGUAAUGGCGUUAGAAUUAUGAAGCAUGAAAUGCAAACCGAGAAUCGAAAAGAUACAAAUGGAAAAAACAGUACUAAAGCGAGCAAAGAUAAGGAUAUAUUAACACCACAUAGAAGCUCAAUUUCGCCAGUAGUGGAAGAUGAUUCUGGGAACACUUCUGCAAUAUCAGACGAUGAAGUACCUAUAUCACGACAUACAGAAUUCACAAGUGAUGCUGAGCAUAACUUAACAUGUUGCAUUCUAAUGCUGGAUAUAUUAAAAAAACAGAUGGAACUGCAGGAUGUUGAACAGCAUUGUGGAAUUUAUACAACAGUGUCGGAAAGUGUAUGCCGUCUUCUAAAAUGCAUGGUAACAGCCGCCAAAGUCGGGCUUGGUAAUCACAUUUGCUUGUCAAAGGAAUGUGGAUACUGCGAAGCAUCGGUGAUGUGGCAUCAGUUAUCAACCAAACUUGUACAAUAUCUUGCACCGUUGGAGGCAAUUCGCCAACCUGACCAUGCCCUGCUGGAAAUAAUUGAAGAUGAUAAACCAUCCCGAAAGAGCCCACCAGAACCGGAAAAGGAAACCAAACACCGAGAAAAGGACGCUUCUCUGUCUAUAACCCCAUUACCCAUACCUCUUGGUCCAUUAGUCGUACCUUCUAUUCUUGAUGAACUAGGAAAAAUUAUGAUAAUGGCAGGACCAGUCCCAGUAGCGGUUUCUCAACCCGAACCUCACUCGGUUGGUGGUGUACUGGUACAUAUGCCGCAUGUUUGCUCUAUAAUGACAGCAACUGUAGAAACAGUAAGCGAACAAUUAGACUUAGCUGCCAUCAUCCCUUCCGAAAAAAUCGUAACCGCAGUAGCGAGAUCAGUUACACUAUCCGAUGCAGAUGUAGCAACUGCCACAGUUCACAUUGCAAGGCCUACUGUUGUGGAUGAAACUCAGGGUUUCGACGAAUCAGUGUAUCCUGAUAUACAUAGUGAUAUCAACGACGAAGAAAACUUUUGGCACACAUCUGUAGGAAAAUUCAAGUUUUCUAUUGAAAAAUUGCCACAGCCCCUGCAAUACAUACAUCAACUGCUGAAGGAAAUACCAACAAUAGAGAAACCAGAUAUAUUAUAUUACACUUUACAAUGUUUGAAGGUAAUGGUUCUACAUGGAGAUGCCUUUUCUAAGGCUGCCAAAGAUGAUCGAGGAUUCUUUAUCUGGUGUCAAGAAAAUUUAUUAAUCAAAAAUUUAUGGGAUGUAUGUAAUGCUGAGCAUUCGCAUAUAUGUGAAGUUUCGGUUGCGGUGUUACUACACAGUAUCACUUUACCACUAGGUUCAGAUGUAUUUUGGAAUGUAGUUCAAGAAGCCUUCCGUGACAGUGAUUGGCGAGUUAGAUUUCAAGCGGUUGAGCGUGUAACGGCUAUAACCAGAUUCAUGGACUCAACACCUCUUCGUGCAGAGAUAAACUUACAAGCCUCGCUUGCAGCUGCAUUUUGUCACCUUAUUGCCGCUUGCGAUGAUAUUAAUGUUCAUGUGGCUCAGCGAGCAACGUUAUAUCUUGGAACUAUUCACGACAAAGCUAUCCAAGCUCUUAUAUAUUGUUUGGAAUCUCAAUUCGAUAUGUUCAUCGUAGAUAGACCAGUUGUGCUGCAAUCGAUUUAUCAACUUCACAAUAUGCUGUCAGACCGAAAAGUACUGACUUGGAAUUUUUUUCUAAACCGUUUCGAUACACUUUUUGUAGAGGCUCAAGUUAACCUCGAAAAGAGCGGUGAUAUUUCCCAUAUGCGUGAUUUAAGAAACUCCGAGAAUGGUAGUGAAACAUUGUCAAAUAAAAUAAAUAAAGCUAGAGAAGCACUUAGUCAUUCUGAUACAUCUGGUAGUAUGUCUAAAACAUUAAGUGCAUCAUUCGGAAUAAAAUGGCCAUACAAACGCACAAUGUCUGCUCCUGCAACAAUAAUUUCUCGACAGGAAUCAAAAAUCGAGAAAGAAAAAGUAUACAAUCGACAGGUAUCAGCUCCCAUUCUAAAAAGGAAGAGCUCCCGCUUCGGGAUAGAUGGACACAUUCAUUCAAUCAGUGGAACAGGAGACGAUUUUACUCAAUCCGGAUGUUUAUACAGAAUAAUAGAUUUAGAAGAAUCCGAUAAAGAAACUAUCCAUUUGUUGGUGUUUUUGCUAAUGCAAUUUAUGUCGCGAGUUGAUUUGGCUUACCCAACGGACGAUAAACCAAUAUUAAAACAACAAACUAUAGUCCUUCGGCAUCUAUAUCUUUUAUUAGGCUAUAAUCAAGCAGAGAAAAUAUUUCACAUUCCUCCUUCAAGAUUACGCUUAUCCGCAGUGUUCUACUCAUUUAUGUCUAGUUUACCUCAAGUACUUGACCAAAACCACUUAAUGGGCUGGUUGUUGUUACCUAAUGUUAUACAAAUUCUAUUAUAUGCAAAUAAUCAAGGCAAUGGACUACUACAAACGGAGAGUGAUAUGAUGCCCAGUGUAGCUUACAAUUUUUCUCUAUGGUUCAUUGAGGGUCACGCCAGACGUAACUGGAUGAUUUCAUUGUUGGUCAUAUUAUACAAGUAUCAAUACAAUCUACCGCCCUAUGCAGACCAAAUUCAAAAUUUGAUACGAAUAAUAAUUAAUUCAUUAGACUCCCAUUUUCAUCAAUGUCGAAGAAUACCAGCCACGGUAGUAAUGGAUGUGCAAUCAGCCAGAUCAAGAGAUAUGAGUCAGCCUUCAUUAGAAACUGAACAGGAUGAUAAACUACUGGAAACGCCACCUCCGAGUCCCUUAUUUCUUUCAGAAGGCCCAUCUCAUGUGGUCGGGCUCUCAACACAGCACAAAACACUGAAGACAAAUCAUUUAGGAUACAGAAAAUAUCCCGACUCAAGUCUAGAAGUUGACGACACAGAGUCUGAACUAGUUGCUAUACCAGAAAGUGAUCUUUCUGAUAGUACAUUGCAAGGAAGUAGUGCUCCGGAAUCAUUAGAUGAUACUGUCCAUUUUGACGAAAUGUGUGCUACAAUCAAUCCGGAAAUCGUCAAACGCAAGCUAACGACACACGUAACAUCAGAAAAUUUAGCAAUUUCGGAGGUCACAUUAUCAACAAUUACAUCGAAAGAAAAAGAACUAUCAAAAAAUGUGCAAACAUUCCUAUCAGCUAGUAGUGGCAGUGAUAAAGCAGUUAUAGAUUCUAGCACGAACGAAGUUAGUACACAUAAACUGUCGUCAGCAACACUUGCAAAAUGCUCAGUACAAGAAGGUGUCAGAAUGAUGGUAACUUCGUCAAUGCUAGGGCAACCAAAAGUACAAGCAAUAUUGAAUCCUCCAGCGAAUGUACAAAAAGCUGUUGUGGUCACACAGAGUAUGGCUCUAGCAACCUGUAAAUCAAAAGAUGUUUCAGUCGGAAAGGCAUGCUUGGUGCAGUUUAAAAACAAAGAAACAGGGGUAACACGUAAGCAAAAUAUGCCGAAACCAUUGACCACUAGCAAUGAACCAUCAUGGUCCGAGGAAAGGACUGUGUCUCCUGCACUGAAAACACUCGGACGACAAAAGCGUAUUAUUGAACCGAGUCUGACACCAGCAAGUACACCAACAUCGAACAAUGGCACUUCUCAUGACGAUGGACUUGAUGCAGGGCUAAAAAUGUUUCAUGAAAGCCAAGUUAAACAGUUCGAAUUAAAAUACAAUUAUGCCUCACCAGAAACACCCCUAUCAAAAAUGGACUUAAGGAUUCCUUCACCAAAUGAAAGUAGUGACGAUUUACUUUACCUCAAAAGUAUAUCGCAGCUAGAAAUACCCACACCAGAACGUUUAUUACCUAUAGGUCAUCUUGGUAAAGAAAGUAUCUCAGCACUAGCCGAUAAAGUACGAGAGGUUCUAACGAUUCCUGAUAUUAACCAUUUGAAACAUAAUAGUUUCUAUAAGUCGGAUAGUAACGAUAUCAAUAGGGAGGAUUUAAAUAAAAAUACUUUAGCAACAUCUCCAAGAAGACUAAUAAAACAAGUAGCGUUAGAAUCACCAUCACAAAUCGAUCAUAUUCAUCAUACAGAAAUACGGAGUUUGUCGGCUGAUGUGAAAAUGGAUGAUAUACGAAAAUAUGACUUUACAAAAAUAUCCAAGCAACGUUUCUUGAAAGUAGGUCCAUUUGCAAUUGGAUCAAUCAGCUCUGAUGAAAAAGUACGAUAUGCGGGAUUGUGGGCUCCUUACAGUAAGGAAGAAUCAGAUGGAGAAGAUACCCAAUUUGGAAGCAACGUUAGCUCAGAAAAACCGAACGCAUCAAGAAUUGGAGACGACUUUAUAUGCGAGAGAUGUGCAGAAUGCGGUGCGGUUAAGGAGGAAUACGCAGAUGAAGAAAUGGGUUUAAUGUUGAUUAUUGUGGGUACAUUCAUCCAUCGCGAGCCUGCUUUAGCUGCGCCAUUUUUGCCUGAAAUACUAAGAACUGUAUCCAGAGUUGCUCUAUAUUCUACGUUUCCAUGGCAAUGUGAAAGUUCCACUCACUUACCAGGUGGGUCACAAUCAGUAGCCCAUCAAUUUAUUCGUUGCGUAUUACACCAGCUGACUCCAAACGGUGUAUUUUAUCAAAUAUUCCUUACGCAAGCAAAUGAAACUGCGAGAAAAAAAUUCUUUAAAAGUAUUACUGCAAGCUUAUCGGAUUUUACUGAAUUAAAUCCAACAAGUCCAAUUCAGUUGCUAGUGGAAACUUUGAAUUCUAAAAAAUCACUUCCCGUAGAUAUACUCCCAAUUAUUCUACGCAAUUUAUCGGAGUAUUUGCAAUGUGUAUCUAUCGAUGCAAUAGGUGGUACUAUAUGGUCGACCGUAGUUCAAGGAAUUGAUUGUCUUUUCAGACGAAUUGUUUUUAUUCUACCAAGCUUAGACGACGCAGGGAACUUAUUGAAUAUAAUGACAUCAAUACUCAAAGUGCCGCUGCUCUCAAAGAAUGUGCUGGAACCAUUCUCCAAAAUACUAAGUUUUGGAAUACAGAAUCUCAAGCUAACUAAUAAAGUGCUAGUAGAUCUAUGCUAUUUGAAUAGUCGAGCAUUUUCCAAAGAACGAGAUAAGCUGCAACUAUGCAGACAAGUUGUUUUCGAAUUGGUACAAGCCCUUAAGUUCAAGACAAACAUCCCGGAUAAUAAUAUAUUACUACUGGUCGGCAUUUUAUUACAAGAUGCUGGAGGCGCUAUGCCACCUGGCAUUAUUGAAGACUAUUUCAUACCAACAUCGCAAUUCUCCUGCAAUAUAGCUGAAUGCAUGCGUCAAACGUAUAUAAAUGAUAUCAUGGAAUUUUUGGCAGAUUUUCAUACACUCAGUAAAGUAAAAAAUUUUAGGAAUGGCGCCAUAGCAUCUGGAUUAAGUGAAGAUACGUUAGGUGGAGUAUUGAAGGGAGCUAUUGCUCAAUAUCUAGCCCUUGAAAUGUCACGUGGGAAUUCGAGAGACAACCGAGCAAUUACAAGAUAUCUCCCGUGGUUGAACAACGCUCCAUCAUCCUUGCAGCAAGGUCCAAAGGAAUUCACGGAAUGCGUUGGACAUAUGCGCUUAUUAUCAUGGUUACUGAUGGGUUCACUAACGCACACUGCAUUAAUGGGAAAACGUGGCGGGCAAAUCGGACAGCACGGAGCUACUAUUCAUUACCAUCUACAACAACCAGUUGAUACUAUUGCACAGCCUGUGCCACAGGAGUCAAGCUGUCACAUAGCUGACCAUAUCCAAGUAAUUUUUGCUGGAUUCGCCGAGCAGUCAAAGACAUCGGUUUUGCAUAUGUCUUCGCUUUUCCAUGCAUUCACUCUUUGUCAACUAUGGACAGUGUACCUAGAGCAGACAGCUUGUUCCGCGGCACCGUCUGCUGAAUCGUAUAAUAUUACAAUGGGCAUUUUAUUUGAAUUUUGGGCGAAAGUGACACCUUGCAUACUGCAACUAGUUUCCCAUUCUAAGCUCUCUGAAAGUGUGAAUCUUCACUUUCUCAGCUUGCUCGAGGCAUUGAAAGAAACUCGUUCUACAAUAUUAGCCAAACUACUACCAAUGUGGACUCCGGUUCUCUCUUCCAACACACAGCUAUCCGGUACUCUACAUGUUCGUCUACAAAACUGUCGUGAUGCCGUUCCAAACGCAACCGAUCAAGAUUUGCAUACUUCUGAAAUGUUACUUAGGUGGCUUCAGCGACUACAAUUUAAAAUGGGUCAAAUUGAAUUACAAUCUUCUACUGCCACACAGUUCUACUCUAUAUAAUCUAAAACAUUUAAAAAUAACUAAUUUCUUCCUCAAUAAUACUAUAUUGAAUAAUUGUAAUAAAUAUAUGAAUAAAAACUAGUGUGUGAG
Messenger RNA from Malaya genurostris, 8522 nucleotides. RefSeq names its product protein unc-79 homolog (gene unc79). The transcript is spliced from 29 exons. Bases 276 to 8432 code for a protein of 2718 amino acids. The record is from RefSeq and is a predicted model, not a curated record. Gene Ontology annotation, molecular function: protein binding. Lineage: Eukaryota; Metazoa; Arthropoda; Insecta; Diptera; Culicidae.